Vitis riparia (riverbank grape) is the source of this 1868-nucleotide messenger RNA. Its product is annotated as pentatricopeptide repeat-containing protein At2g35130. The coding region runs from base 122 to 1846 and encodes 574 amino acids. The record is from RefSeq and is a predicted model, not a curated record. Lineage: Eukaryota; Viridiplantae; Streptophyta; Magnoliopsida; Vitales; Vitaceae. The transcript is spliced from 8 exons. Gene Ontology annotation, molecular function: protein binding.
UUUCGAAGCUCGUUUGUUUGCUUUCCCCACCAGACUGCUACAUUAUCUCCAAGGUCCUGAUGGCCAUGGCCAAAUAGCAUAGCUUCUUCUCCAGCUACACCCGAACCGCGAAUUCCUCCAUAUGUUGAUUGUUGAAUGCACAUCGAAGUAUAUAUUUGUAGAACCUAGAAGUUGCAGGGGUGAUGUCUAUUGGAGAGCAGAGAAUACAAACGGUGGUGUGGUUGAGAAGGGCAAACGCGACAGUUUGUUUAUUGACAAGCGUGGCAAAUUUAGAAGCUUUAAUUUCAAAAAACUAUCUAGGAAAAAGGGUGGUUCUUUAAGGGGCCGAGGAUGGAAAUAUGGAUCUGGUUUUGUUGAUGGGAUUUUCCCUGUAAUGAGCCCCAUUGCUCAGCAGAUUCUUGACUUUGUACAGAAGGAAGAGUGUUCAACUAGAAUUUGGGGUUCACUUGAUUCUCUCUCCCCCAAUCACACCACCUGGGAUGAUAUCAUUAAUGUAGCUGUCCAACUUCGUCUGAAUAAACAAUGGGAUGCAAUUGUGCUGAUCUGUGGGUGGAUAUUGUACAGGAGCUCCUUCCAUCCAGAUGUUAUCUGUUACAAUUUACUUAUAGAUGCUUAUGGGCAGAAAUCACUUUACAAGAAGGCAGAAUCCACAUAUUUAGAACUUCUUGAAGCACGAUGUGUUCCUACUGAAGAUACAUAUGCCCUUCUUCUAAAGGCCUACUGCACAUCAGGGCUGCUGGAGAAAGCUGAAGCUGUUUUUGCUGAGAUGCGAAAAUACGGCUUCCCCCCAAGUGCAGUUGUGUACAAUGCUUACAUUGAUGGGCUAAUGAAGGGAGGAGACACCCAAAAGGCCGUGGAGAUCUUUGAGAGGAUGAAGAGAGAUCGCUGUCAACCAUCUACCGCAACUUACACAAUGUUGAUCAACUUAUAUGGAAAGGCUAGCAAGUCCUAUAUGGCCUUAAAGGUGUUUCAUGAAAUGAGGAGUCAAAAGUGUAAGCCUAAUAUCUGCACAUUCACUGCUCUGGUGAAUGCAUUUGCAAGAGAGGGGCUUUGUGAGAAAGCAGAAGAAAUAUUUGAGCAGCUGCAAGAAGCUGGGCUUGAACCGGAUGUGUACGCUUAUAAUGCCCUCAUGGAAGCCUACAGUCGCGCAGGUUUUCCCUAUGGGGCUGCAGAGAUAUUUUCCCUCAUGCAGCACAUGGGGUGUGAACCGGAUGGAGCUUCAUACAAUAUCAUGGUGGAUGCAUAUGGAAGGGCUGGUCUUCAUGAGGAUGCACAAGCCGUGUUUGAGGUGAUGAAGCGAUUGGGGAUAACUCCCACUAUGAAAUCCCAUAUGCUGCUUCUAUCUGCCUACUCCCGAGCCGGCAAAGUGGCAAAAUGCGAAGAGAUUGUGAACCAGAUGCACAAAUCAGGGAUCAAACCUGACACAUUCGUCCUCAACAGUAUGCUCAACCUGUAUGGCCGGCUAGGCCAGUUUGAGAAAAUGGAAGAAGUCUUGACUACAAUGGAGAAAGGACCAUAUCCAGCUGAUAUCAGCACAUACAACAUCCUGAUCAACAUAUACGGCAGGGCGGGAUUCUUCGCCAGAAUGGAGGAACUUUUCAGAUCACUUCCUGCUAGAAACUUGAUACCGGACGUUGUCACAUGGACUUCACGAAUUGGAGCCUACUCAAGAAGGAAACAGUACAAUCGAUGCCUGGAAGUGUUCGAAGAAAUGAUCGAUGCCGGGUGUUACCCAGAUGGAGGAACUGCCAAGGUACUUCUCUCGGCUUGUUCAAAUGGAGAUCAAAUCCAAGAGGUUACUACUGUAAUUAGAACAAUGCAUAAAGAUAUGAGAACUUCAUUAUAAUAUAAAUGGUACCGUUUACACA